CCCAGUCCCGUAGUUAGGGCUUGCACGCAGUUAUAAUUGCAUAGGGUGUAGGUGUGUGAGGACGUGAGGGAGCAGGGCGGAGGGAGGGGAAGGUAGGUAGGUAGGUAGGUAAGGAGCUGGUUUCCGGAGCAGCACAAAACAUAACGUGAACGCAAAGUAUUGUUUAACAAGGGUGGAGGAGAACUGCUUUCCACGUUUUUACAAGAAAAUCGUAGCAUGGUUUGGGUUGAAGGGGAACUUAAAGAUCAUCGAGUUCCAUCCCCCGCCAUGGGAGGGGCACCUUCCGCUCGAUCAGGUUGCUUGAAGCCUCCUCCAGCCUGGCCUUGAACACCUCUGAGGAACCUGUUCCAGUGCUUCACCACUCUCACAGUGCAGAACUUCUCCACAAUAUUUCAUCUAAAUCUCUCCUCUUUCAGUCUAAAACCAUUUCCCCUUGUCUUAUCACUACACUUCCUGAUAAAGAGCAUUUGGGGUUAUUAAUGCACUUAAAAAGUUUUUUUAGACUGACAGUUUGCUUGCCUGUUGAUUAUUUUUUUGACAGCAGACACGCCUAUUAUUUUGUUUUCCGGAAUUCUAAACAUCUACAAAGUAGCAUACUGAGUUCCAUUUGUAACUCUGGGGUGGCCUCUUGAUCUUUAAAGGAAAAGUCUGUUUUGCAGAGGCCCCUAAGCUCUGAUAAAUGAGAACAAAAUAAAUGUUAAAAAAAAAAAAUCAGAUGCAGAUUCUGUGUUGGCAUUGGUUGUUCUUAAAAGCUUUCUUUCACAGCUUUUUUCUAGCAUGAAUAUUUUACUUGCUUUGCUGCCAGACUUACGUAGAGCUAUGUUAUUUUUUCGUCCUUCUGCUCAGGGAUUAUGUAGCUGUUUUGAUUUCUUUUGUACUUUUACUUUUCAUUUAAUAAUUUUUUUUGAGAUUUUUUCAAUACAUCUUUGUUGCAAGCAGAAUUCAUUCAAUGAUGUAUAUUAACAUUUUUACCUUGCACUUCAGGAAGUUAAGUUAUUGUCAGCUUCAGAUACCAAAGAUGCCUAACCUCUCCAGAUGAUAGGGGUUUUUUGACAGUCAACCUUUGGGCAACCUUUUAAUUUAAAAUCCUUUUUAUUUCUUGUGCUAUGUAUCUUUUGAUAACUUUGGAGGAUAACAUGGUUGUGUUGCUAGACACUUGCCUUAUCAUUUUCCCUUAGGCUGUUAUUUCCUGGGUUUGGGGUUUUUUAGUGAAAGAAUGCUAAAUUGCAACACAGAUGGGGAUGCAAUUUGAAAAUGUCAUGGAAGGCCAAACUGAAAUCUUUUUAACUUUUGGAAAAAAAAAAUCAGAAAGUUCUUGGUAAGAAAGGAUCGUUACUAUCUCUUCGUAACAUGACACGCUUGUGGCUAUAUACUUAGUUUGAUCUAAGUUUAUUUAGUGGUUAUGAGUUGUGUAGCUUACCAUUUCUCACUCAAUUUUGGCGUUUUUUGCCAUGGUUUUCAACACUCUUUUGUAAAAGCAAAGGCAUUUUUUAGAUGUAAUAAUUUGAAAUUAAAUUCAUUUUGACUGUGUUUAGUUUCAGAAUUGUCCACAAGAACAUCUUGUUGAUCUCUCUGUUCAUCCACAUUUCAAUGCUUUAUAUUUCCAUUGUACUUGUGAACUAGAAGUAAUUGUAUAUGUUAUUUCUUAAAUCCAUCCAAGAAGUUCGGUGUGUCUUCCCCUUUGUUGGCUAUGUGGUCGUUACAGAUCAGUCAUGACAAAUGAAAAGAUCACCCAGAAGACACAAUGAGUGUUAAAGCUUUCAAGCUCGUUUCUGCUGUUGAGCGGGAGAUGUUAAUGGGAGACAAGAAUUACAUCAACAUUGAAUGCAUCGAGUGUUGCGGAAAGAACCUCUAUAUUGGAACCAAUGACUGCUUUAUCUAUCACUUUCUGUUGGAUGAAAAGGUAUCGACAGCUGGAAAAAUAACUUUUGCUGCCACCAAGCAACUGCACAAGUACCUGGGCUUGAAGAAGCCUGUGAGUGAGUUGAAAGCAGCCUCUGCCCUCACCAGGCUUCUUGUGCUUUGCGACAACACAAUAACACUAGUUAACAUGAUGAACUUGGACCCUGUCCCGACUGGUGCUAGAAUCAAAGGAGCUGUGACGUUCACGUUAAAUGAAAACCCUGUGAGCGGGGAUCCCUUCUGUGUCGAAGUCUGCAUUAUCUCAGUCAAGCGACGGACCAUUCAAAUGUUCAUGGUGUUUGAAGACAGAGUCCAGAUAGUGAAGGAAGUGUUUACUCCAGAGCAACCCUGUGCUGUGGCUGUAGAUGGUUACUACUUAUGUCUUGCACUUACCACACAGUAUAUCAUUUUGAAUUAUAAUACUGGUUUCUCCCAGGAUCUAUUUCCUUAUUGCAGUGAUGAGAAACGGCCAAUUGUGAAAAGGAUAGGCAGACAAGAGUUUCUGUUGGCUGGCCCUGGAGGCCUAGGCAUGUUUGCAACUGUAGAUGGGAUUUCACAGCGUGCCCCUGUGCACUGGUCGGAGAACGUGAUUGGAGCAGCUUUGUGCUUUCCUUACGUGGUUGCUCUCGAUGAUGAGUUCAUCACAGUGCACAGCAUGCUUGACCAGCAGCAAAAGCAAACCCUGCCAUUUAAAGAAGGUCAUAUUCUACAGGACUUUGAAGGAAAGGUGAUUGUUGCUACUAAUAAGGGUGUGUAUAUCUUGGUGCCACUACCUUUGGAAAAGCAGAUUCAGGAUCUUCUAGCUAGCCACAGAGUGGAAGAAGCCCUUGUUCUAGCAAAAGGAUCUCGAAGGAAUAUUCCAAAAGAGAAAUUUCAGGUAAUGUACAAACGAAUCCUGCAGCAAGCAGGUUUUAUACAGUUUGCACAGCUUCAGUUCCUUGAAGCAAAAGAACUCUUCAGAAGCGGCCAGCUUGAUGUCCGGGAGCUGAUCUCUCUCUACCCCUUCCUGUUGCCUACUUCCUCUUCGUUUAUACGGUCUCAUCCCCCUCUACAUGAGUACGCGGACCUAAAUCAGCUGACCCAAGGGGACCAGGAGAAGAUGACAAAAUGCAAACGAUUUCUCAUGAGUUACUUGAAUGAAGUCCGCAGCACAGAGGUUGCAAAUGGUUACAAAGAAGAUAUCGACACAGCUUUACUCAAGUUAUAUGCGGAGGCAAAUCAUGAAAGCCUGCUGGAUCUACUAGUUUCAGAGAACUUUUGCCUUUUAACAGAUAGUGCUGCCUGGCUGGAAAAACACAAAAAGUAUUUUGCCCUUGGUCUCCUGUAUCACUACAAUGGUCAGGAUGCUGCAGCACUUCAGUUAUGGGUGAAAAUAGUUGAUGGAGACAUUCAAGAUUCUACGCGUUCAGAUCUCUAUGAAUAUAUAGUAGACUUCCUUACAUUCUGCUCAGACCAAGAUCUGGUGUGGAAAUACUCUGAGUGGGUUUUACAAAAAAACGAAGAGGUUGGUGUGCAGAUUUUCACUAAAAGGCCUUUGGAAGAACAGGAGAAAACCAACAUUAAUCCAGAUGAUGUUAUCCGUUGCCUUAAUAAAUACCCUAAAGGACGUGUUAAAUAUCUAGAACAUCUUGUAUUGGAAAGAAAAAUAGAGAAAGAAAAGUACCAUACACAUCUAGUUGUCUUGUAUUUGGAGGCAAUACUUCAGCUGAAAUCUGUGACCACAGAUAACUGUACAGAAACCACUGAACUGCUAUUUAAACUACGCAGUCUUCUUCAGAAAUCUGAUCUUUAUAGAAUUCACUUUGUUUUGGACAAAAUCCAGGGCACAGAGCUCCAUAUGGAAAGUGCAAUUUUAUAUGGAAAACUAGAAGAACAUGAGAAGGCUUUGCAUAUCCUUGUGCAUGAGUUAAAGGACUUCCAUGCUGCUGAAGAAUACUGUAUAUGGAACUCUGAGAACAAAGAUGUGCAGUACAGACGGAGGCUUUUCCAUAUGCUGCUGACAGUGUAUCUAAAUCCAGGCACUUCGGAUUGUGAACUAGUCAUGGCUGCUGUGGAUCUCUUGAAUAACCAUGCUGCUGAAUUUGAUGCGGCUUUGGUUUUGCAGCUGGUGCCCGACAGCUGGUCAGUGCAGCUUCUCUCCCCAUUCCUGUCUGGAGCAGUGAGGCAGAGCAUUCAUACAAAAAGAAUGACUCAGGUCGCACUUGGCUUAGCACAAGCAGAAAACUUAAUCUACAAAUACGAGAAGGUUAAACAAAGAGGAACCCCGAUUCUUCUUUCGGACAGAAAGGUCUGUCAGGUGUGCCAAAAUCCUUUCCGCGAGCCUGUAUUUGUAAGAUACCCAAAUGGGGGUAUGGUCCACAAACACUGUGCUGCAAACAGACCUUUGAAUUCAAACAUGGCUCAUCAUUCUUCCAGCUCCAGCAAUCAGACUUGAAAUACGUUCUGGUCCCACAGAUUCACAUGACUAAUACGCCGUUGAAUGUGGGCUGGAAAAAAGAACAAAGUGCAGCUACUUUAGGUAUAGAUCAAGAAGAACAGCUAUUCUUUGGGUUAAUGGGAAGACUUCCAGUAAAUAUGAAAUAUCACCACUUAUCUUUUUGAUUUCUAAUCAAUGUAGAUAGAAAAGAAUUCACUACCAGAAAUGGAGAGGUGCAAAUAUAGGAUCUUCUGUAUAUAGUAAUAAACAGUUAAAGAAAAUGAGCCUUUUCUUCAGAGCAAAGAUGGAAUGUUAUGGACACAAGGCAAACGGUUAAGAAAUGUCACUUUGCACUGAAUAUGGUGUUGAUAAAUUUGUAGAGGUGGAGAUGGCAUCUACUGGAGUUGGAAUUUUUGGAACAUUAUGUGACCAGACUGGCAUCAUGCAGCUUACUAUCAAGAUGAAAACGUGUAUUGGUUACAAUGUUUGCUGCAGAAUGUCCUCUUUUGGGCUGCAUUCUCUUCCGCAGGAUCACAUUAUGAACUUAGUUUUUGCUCUACAAAUUGUGGGCUUUUGAUGCACUUUUUAGUACUUUUCUCCCCCCUCUCUUCUGCUGUACAGAAUUUAAAUGUAAGCACUGGACCAUUACGUUUCUACUCCUACAGUGGUUCUAAUAAACUGAGUGGAAACUGGUAGCAUCUGUCACAGCUGUGCUUGGAAAGAAAAAAAACACACAAAGUCAGAUUGUCUGGUCAGGCUGUAGUCACUUUUAUAUGGGGGAAGAGACCUUAACUUUAAUAUUGAUUUAUUUAUUAAUAUGCAAAUAUAUUGUACAUACAGUUGAAUAAAUUGAUCUUAUAUAAUUCUAAAGUUUCCUUGGAGGAUAAAGAUUUAGCUGAUACGUAAGUGUACAGGUUAUGUGCUAAAUGUUUGCUAUAAUGUAACAGACAGAUUGGAACUGCACUAGAAUGGGAUUUAGUACUCGUAGAUGACUUUGUUCAAUCAAAAUCAUAGAAAGAAGGUAUAAUUGGGAAGAAAUCUACAAAGGUGCACUACAGAGGUACUGGAUUUGUUAUUGUCUACAAAACAUUCUGUAAGCUAAGUUUUUCAAAUAAAAAGGAAAAACCCUUUACUUAACUGCCCUGACAAGUAUUCACACCGCUAUUUAACCAUUUUAAAGUAAUCUGUUUAAAAGAAGCAGCUUCCUACAAGAGGGUUUAAGAAGGAUUUUUAAAUAAAAAUUAAGUAUUUCAAAAUUAAAGCAUUUCCUUUUAAUUCUGUAAAGCUCUAACAAAUGCCAGGCUUACUGACCAGCAUGGAAUUGAGUUAGUAUGGCUGCUCACUGUUUCGGUGUUCCAAGUCAGAGCGGAAACCUUCAGCAAAAUGGGAUGUCUGCAUGGUAUCUCUUAGAUGCGGUCUUGACAGAGAUCUCCUGGUAUGGAAAGACUGACUUAUGAAAGAGCCUUGUAGGCAUAGUGCUUCCUCCAGGAUGGGGUAACCAGACUACAUCCAGAAGGGGGAAAAAGAAAAAAAAUCUAUUUCUUUGACUUUGAAGCAAAAGACCUUUGGAUCUUUCCCGAGUUUGAAAUUUAAAAUGUAUAGCUGUUAUCUUGGGUUUUAAAAAACGAAUAAAAUCCAAGCAAGGAAUUUUGUAACACUUUCUGCUAAGACAUGCAAGCCACAUUUAGUGAAAGACACCUUCAAAAAUAAGACAAACAUGAACAUUUGACUCAAGUCUGGCAUGAGCAGGUUGUUCUGUAUAUUAUAUAUUCAUGGUUUGCAAACAUUGUGUAUACAGCUGGCAAUGAUGACGUAGGCAAAUUUAUAGUUCCCUGUCCUCAAAACGGUUGUUGAUAGAAAGGAAGUGAUUUUUACAAAGAUCUGAUAAGCGUUUUGCGUGUAGUAGCAUGCAUGUCAUAAGAAAUACUUUCUUUCGCUGCAUCAUCCUCAGUGUGCUCUUUGUUCCUAUCUAAUCAGGAGAUCCUAAACAAAAAUCACUGUCCGUGAUUAAGAUCAGUUCUAGCUGCAAGGUAGUGAUGAACGUCAGCCUUUUCAACUAGUGUUGCAGUGGAAUAGAGAUCGUAUUAUUCCAAACCAUAAGAAAUUUCUUAAUUUAUAUUGCAUGAAAAAGCGUGGCUGUAAAAAUUUAAACAAUUCUUUAUUAAUAUUCAAUAUUUUUUCAGAUCUGUACUUUGGAUCUGUGCUAAAAUGCAGCAGUAAUAAUUGUACAUACGGAAAUCGGAGUAAUGCAGGGUAACGUAUUUGCAAUCAUAAUGACCAAAACAGUGAUUAAUAUUUAAGUUGAGGGUUCUAAUUCUUUUAGGCCUCCAGAAAUGUGGACUAGAAAAAUGUUGGCAUUUGAUUCAUACUUUGUUACCUGUUUGUUUGAUUAAUUUUAUACUAAAACUUAUUUGGAUGAUUUAACAUGGAAGUCCUAUAGUUACCAAAAGAAAAAGCAAAAAAAAGAAAUUGAGGCUGAGGUAGACCAAGAGCUCGCAGAGAGGUGGCAGGUGGAGGAUGCUCUUCAAGUGUGCAUACAGCGCUUGUGCAGUUGGGUAGCGCUCAACCGGAGUUGAUGACAGCCUAUGUCAGAGUGGUGCUUGGUAUUCUGUAUUGUAUUGCUAUGAAAUUUAUGGAAGUUGCCUGCAUUGAAAUUCCACUUGGUGGGACAAUUACAACACUCCUUGGGUAAGAAGUUCAUAUUGAAGAACCCGAGUUCCUUCCUCCUUUUGUUGUGGCACUGUGCGUUUGCUUCUUAUUUCAUGUACCUGAAGUCCUGGGACAGCUUUGCUACUGCGGUAAGUUCCUCUGGUGUGGCUGCAGCAGCAAGGAGGGAAUGAAUAGUAAUCUGGUUAUUAGUUGCUGAUGGGAUACAUGAAGAAGGAGAGGCAGGAAAGAGAAGUAUUUCUUUGACUGUCCUCAUUUGGAAAUUAAAUGUGUUCUGGGACUAUACGUUUGAUGCAAUCAUUUUAUUUUGGCUUAGGUGAUGUGGUGUCUCAGACCUGCCCUUGUUGAGAAGAGGUUCAGUCAGGAUAUUUCCUCUUAAUUUUGCUAAAUAGUUUGUAAUUAAUUUGUUUCACUUUUCUUUUUCAAAUGAGUCUCCUCCAACUUUGUCUGUGUGGAGGCAGAAGCUGUAGGGCAAUUUUUUUGUUUUAUUUUUUAAAAAUGUGACUGUGUGUCUGUGAUUCAGGACGUAAAAAAUGAGAUUAGUCUCUCACACAGAUGCUUUUGCAGAUAUUGAGGCACGUUUACUUAACAUGUAGCUUCCGGUUACAGAAAUAUUGCAGCUCUGACUUUUUUUAGCAUCCUCCAUUACAAUUGCUGAUACAUAAAGCACUUAAACCUUUUCCUGCUUUUCCGUAUCUCCACACUUCCUCACAUAAAAUUUACCUAUGAAUUUUACGUGUCAUCACAUGCAAUUUUUCCCCUAAGUCAAAAAGAGAGGAGAAACACUAAUGAGGAAAAAAAUUGCCCAGAAUCUGGCACUCUUCUAAAAAUAAGAGUAAUAGCUGUAUAUUUAUGAGAAAGAAAUUAAAAUCUAACUGAAAUUCUGUGAUUUAAAGGCAUAAGUUAUUACUUUGAUAAUAUUACAAGAAUACUGAUCUCGAAGCCUGGAGAAAAUAAGUAGUUGGGUUUUGUUACAUAGAGCAUAACACAGGUACCUGUGACUUCAGGCAGCCCAUGCUGUGGUGGGUCAGAUGCGCACAGGAGUCUGGGUUACAAUAGGAACUUCUCUGUUUGGUCCCCCUACUCCCUACCUCCAAAAUACUUCCAACAUUUCUUCCCUGAUUAUUGUCAUUCUUCUAGCACUUAAUUGACAUAAGCGUAAGCCUUAAGAGUUCCAGGCGGAGUCCUGAGCCCAUCUGUCUUUGUUCAAUGAAAUGUCACUUUAUUAUGUCAACCACAUGAAUCUCUAACAAUGUCAGCUGAGGAAAGGUGGUGGGAGGAACGUUGUGCGGAUAUGUUUUCCGAGACCCUUAUUACAUGUUUAAACACAAGCAUUAUCCUGACUCUGCUGAAUCUUUAUAACUGUAUCUGUUCUUCGCAGGACUCCUAUCCUGAGUGUCAUAAAAAAAAUUUAUUUUAAUCAGUUGUAUUAAGAAGUAACUUUUUAUUUUAUUAUUCUCCCCAAUUUGUUGCAGUUUCUAUUCACCGUAACUCCUAAGUGUUUGAUCAACAUCCUGCUGUUUAUAUUAGGCAGCAACUAAUGCAUUUUCAUUGUUGAGCUCCUGUUGCCUAUAUUUACUAAUUAAUUUUUCUCUUGCUGUAAAACACUCCAAGGUUUAUGCCUUGUGAACGCUGAUACUUAAAUAUGCUGCUAUUGUUAAGGAGAAAAGAAGAAAUGAAGUUAAUGAUGUUCUGUAGUGUCUGAUUGAUUACAAAACCAAAGUUCCCCUGGAGUAAAUUUGUUCAGAUGGAGAUUUGUACUGUUAAGUCAGAAGGCAUUAACGAUUAUGUUGUUGAACAUACACAGCAGUAUGUGGAAUGUACAAAUGUAUAAACAUGUUCAUUUUUAAUAAAAAAACCCUCUUUUAAUUAUGUUUCAGUCAUUCAUUCCUGGA
Molecule: messenger RNA, 8880 nt
Organism: Cuculus canorus (common cuckoo)
Lineage: Eukaryota; Metazoa; Chordata; Aves; Cuculiformes; Cuculidae
Gene: TGFBRAP1
Product: transforming growth factor beta receptor associated protein 1
Exons: 12
Coding region: 1745-4336 (863 amino acids)
Biological process (GO): intracellular protein transport; autophagy; endosomal vesicle fusion
Cellular component (GO): membrane; cytoplasm
Source: RefSeq, a predicted model, not a curated record